Carlito syrichta (Philippine tarsier) is the source of this 3786-nucleotide messenger RNA. RefSeq names its product protocadherin alpha-4-like. Gene Ontology annotation, biological process: homophilic cell-cell adhesion. The record is from RefSeq and is a predicted model, not a curated record. Gene Ontology annotation, molecular function: calcium ion binding. NCBI's taxonomy places the organism in Eukaryota, Metazoa, Chordata, Mammalia, Primates, Tarsiidae. Gene Ontology annotation, cellular component: plasma membrane.
AUGAUGUUAGUUGCCAGACCAGGAAACUCGAGAUCCCGGCGCCUGCUACUCUUUCUUCUGCUCGUCGCAGCCUGGGAGGCGGGGAGCGGCCAGCUCCGCUACUCGGUCCCGGAGGAGGCCAAGCACGGCACCUUCGUGGGCCGCAUCGCGCAGGACCUGGGGCUGGAGCUGGCCCAGCUGGUGCCGCGCCUGUUCCGGGUGGCGUCCAAGGGCCGCGGGGACCUUCUGGAGGUGAAUCUGCAGAACGGCAUUUUGUUUGUGAAUUCUCGGAUCGACCGCGAGGAGCUGUGCGGGCGGAGCCUGGAGUGCAGCAUCCACCUGGAGGUGAUCGUGGAGCGGCCGCUGCAGGUUUUCCACGUGGAGGUGGAGGUGAGGGACAUUAACGACAACCCGCCGGUGUUCCCAACCAGACAAAAGAAUCUGUUUAUUUCCGAAACGAGGGCUCUUGACUCCCAUUUUUCACUAGAGGGCGCCUUGGAUGCAGAUGUCGGGGUCAACGCACUGCUGACUUACAGGCUGAGCCCCAGUGAAUAUUUCUCGCUGGAGGUACCAAACAACGACGAGCAGGUAAAACCUCUCGGACUGGUACUAAAAAAAUCUUUAGACAGAGAAGUCUCUUCGCAGCUUCUCUUGGUGCUCAAAGCAACUGAUGGGGGCAAACCUGAGCUGACAGGGACGGUAGAGUUACACAUCACAGUGCUGGAUGUAAAUGACAAUGCCCCGGUGUUUGACAAAGCAGUCUAUCAUGUAAAAUUACUGGAAAAUGCAAGAAACGGUACAUUGAUUACUAGACUUAACGCCUCGGAUUCGGAUGAGGGUUCAAACAGCCACAUUCUUUAUUUCUUUGCAACUGAUGUCUCCCCUAACACAGAAGCCUCUUUUCACAUAGAUUCAGCCAGUGGGGAAGUAAAAGUAAAUGGAAAAAUAGAUUUUGAGGAAACUAAAUUAUGGAAGAUUCAAAUAGAGGCAGUUGACAAAGGCAAUCCCCCAAUGUUUGGUCACUGCACAAUCUUGGUAGAAGUGUUGGACAUCAAUGAUAACCCUCCAGAGUUAGUAGUAACAUCGCUAUCACUCCCUGUGCGAGAGGAUGCUUCAGUGGAGACGGUCAUCGCCCUGAUCAGUGUAACUGACCUUGACUCUGGCGCCAACGGACAGGUCACCUGCUCCCUGACGCCCCACGUCCCCUUCAAGCUGGUGUCCACCUUCAAGAAUUACUACUCGUUGGUGCUGGACGGCGCCCUGGACCGCGAGAGCGUGUCGGCCUACCAGCUGGUGGUGACCGCGCGCGACGGGGGCUCGCCCUCGCGGUGGGCCACGGCCAGCGUGGCGGUGGAGGUGGCCGACGUGAACGACAACGCGCCCGCCUUCGCGCAGCCCGAGUACACGGUGUUCGUGAAGGAGAACAACCCGCCGGGCUGCCACGUCUUCACGGUGUCGGCGCGGGACGCGGACGCGCGGGAGAACGCGCGGGUGUCGUACGCGCUGGUGGAGCGGCGGGUGGGCGCGCGCGCGCUGUCGAGCUACGUGUCGGUGCGCGCGGAGAGCGGCGAGGUGUUCGCGCUGCAGCCGCUGGACCACGAGGAGCUGCAGCUGCCGUUCCAGGUGAGCGCGCGCGACGCGGGCGUGCCGCCCCUGGGCGCCGCGUCGCGGGCGCUGGCGGGCUCCGCGGGCCCCGGGUCCGCGCUGGUGGACGUCAACGUGUACCUGAUCGUGGCCAUCUGCGCGGUGUCCAGCCUGAUGGUGCUGACGCUGCUGCUGUACACGGCGCUGCGGUGCUCGGCGCCGCCCCCCGAGGGCGCGUGCGGGCCGGGCAAGCCCCCGCUGGUGUGCUCCAGCGCGGCGGGGAGCUGGUCGUCCUCGCGGCCGAGGCGGCAGAGGGUGUGCUCAGGGGAGGGCCCGCCCAAGACCGACCUCAUGGCUUUUAGCCCUAGUGUUCCUCCUGGUUCGGGAUCUGGGGACAGUGGCGUUCAACAGAUUUUCGAGAAUAGAAGGGGAUCGGGCGCUCUGCGACCACUGCUCUCGCUUCUUCUCCUCGCCUUCUGGGAGGCAGGGAGCGGCCAGCUCCACUACUCGGUCCCCGAGGAGGCCAAGCACGGCACCUUCGUGGGCCGCAUCGCGCAGGACCUGGGGCUGGAGCUGGCCCAGCUGGUGCCGCGCCUGUUCCGGGUGGCGUCCAAGGGCCGCGGGGACCUUCUGGAGGUGAAUCUGCAGAACGGCAUUUUGUUUGUGAAUUCUCGGAUCGACCGCGAGGAGCUGUGCGGGCGGAGCUUGGAGUGCAGCAUCCACCUGGAGGUGAUCGUGGAGCGGCCGCUGCAGGUUUUCCACGUGGAGGUGGAGGUGAGGGACAUUAACGACAACCCGCCAGUGUUCUCUCUCGGAGAACAAAGGCUACUGAUUUCUGAAUCUAAGCAAUUGGACUCGCGUUUUCCGCUAGAGGGAGCUUCUGACGCUGAUAUAGAGGAGAAUGCUCUAUUGACCUACAGACUAAGUCCAAAUGAGUAUUUUUCUUUAGAAUCAUCAACAAACAGUAAGCAGACUAAAAGACUGUCACUUAUAUUAAAGAAGUCUCUGGAUAGAGAGAAAACUCCGGAACUUAACUUGCUACUGACAGCUACGGACGGGGGGAAACCGGAGCUCACGGGCACUGUUCGGUUGUUCAUGAGAGUCUUGGAUGUUAACGAUAACGAUCCUGAGUUUGAGCAGACGGAAUACAAGGUGAGCUUGAUGGAAAACGCUGCUAAAGAAACUCUUGUGAUAAAGUUAAACGCCACAGAUCAAGACGAAGGGGUCAACGGGGAGGUAUCGUACUCCCUGAAAGCAAUCAAGCCCAGUGGAAGACCCUUAUUUACACUAGAUGAAAAUAAUGGAGAAGUGAGGGUCAAUGGAACUUUAGAUUAUGAAGAAAACAAAUUUUAUGAAAUUGAAGUUCAGGCCACAGAUAAGGGGAUUCCCCCAAUGGCAGGGCACUGUACAAUCUGGGUAGAAAUCUUAGACGCCAACGAUAACUCCCCUGAAGUGACCGUGACUUCCCUGUCCCUCCCUGUGCGAGAGGAUGCUUCAGUGGAGACGGUCAUCGCCCUAAUCAGCGUAACUGACCUUGACUCCGGCGCCAACGGACAGGUCACCUGCUCCCUGACGCCCCACGUCCCCUUCAAGCUGGCGCCCACCUUCAAGAAUUACUACUCGUUGGUGCUGGACGGCGCCCUGGACCGCGAGAGCGUGUCGGCCUACCAGCUGGUGGUGACCGCGCGCGACGGGGGCUCGCCCUCGCGGCUGGUGGACGGCGGCCAGGCGCCCCAGGCCGCGUCGCGGGCGCUGGCGGGCUCCGCGGGCCCCGGGUCCGCGCUGGUGGACGUCAACGUGUACCUGAUCGUGGCCAUCUGCGCGGUGUCCAGCCUGCUGGUGCUGACGCUGCUGCUGUACACGGCGCUGCGGUGCUCGGCGCCGCCCCCCGAGGGCGCGUGCGGGCCGGGCAAGCCCCCGCUGGUGUGCUCCAGCGCGGCGGGGAGCUGGUCGUCCUCGCGGCCGAGGCGGCAGAGGGUGUGCUCUGGGGAGGGCCCGCCCAAGACCGACCUCAUGGCCUUCAGCCCCAGUCUUUCUCCCGGUCCCAAUAGAGAAGGCGAAGGGGAAAAGCAGGAGGCAGUUUUAAAGCAUUCUGGACAGUCACAUGAUGUCGCUGUACACUCAAAAGGUGAAAAAGAAAAAUUUGUUCCGUACCAGCUUUCCAACCAUUCACAGAAUAGGAUCGACUCCAUAUUGACUGUAAUGAUGGAUACAAUGUACUAA